AUGGCGACCCUCGAAAUCUCCAACGCCCAGGUCGACAGACCGCCCGCACCCGCCUCCGCUUGCUCUACCAAGACUCUUGCUGAAGCCGGGUCCCCUGUCCUCGGCAAAAGUCAUACCUUCACUCACUCAAAUGACCCUCAUGAUACGCGUGAUGUGCCCUCAGAUGCUGUCAGCAAGGAAAAUGGUAACGAAGAGCUUGCUGCCAAAGCUGGCAAGUCUGUCAAGAUCCCGCAGGGUCGCAAGUGGUUCCUUCUGUUCUUGUUUAGUAUGGCUCAGUAUCUAGACUUGUCCCUCUACUCUGCAGCCAUGGUGUUCACCGACGUCGUGACGAACGAGCUUGGUAUCAUCUACGAGUCAUCCACUUGGGUUGUUACUGCCUACGUUGUCACUUUCUCUUCCUUCCUCCUCUUCUGGGGCCGUGUUGCGGAUCUCUACUCUCCCCAAGUAGUCUUUUCCUACGGAUUCCUUUUCCUUGGAGUGUUCAGUCUCAUCCUUUCGUUCAUGCCCAAUCAGUAUGGCUUCUUCGUCUUCCGGGCGUUGUCCGGUAUCUGCGGAGCUGCCACCACUCCAUCUGCGUACCGCUUGAUUAUGGCAGUGUUUGAGCCGGAAGAGCUCCAUCUGGCUUUGACAUGUUUCAUCGUGACUGGCCCGAUCGCAGGGUUUGGUGCUGCUCUUGUCAUCCCCUUUGCCGUCUAUGCGCUUUUCGGUAUCCCAAAGGAUGCCGGCCUUGUUGAUCACAAAGAUUUGGACAACAAGGAGCGAUUCAAGCGUGUUGACCUCGUCGGCUGUCUCCUCAUGCUUUCGUCCAUCAUCCUUUUCGUACUCGGCCUGACUUUGGGCUCUUCAUUUGGCUGGAAGAAGGCGGGAUUCUUGGUUCCCUUCCUCUUGUCCUGGCCUCUUAUGGUGCUGUUCUUCCUUUGGGAAUCUCGCCUCCCAGAAGGGUAUGCUCUCAUCCCGCCCCGUUUCUGGAAAAUUCGAAACGCAACUUUGGUCAUCUGGAUCAGUAUCGGGAUCUAUCCUUUCUGGGCAGUCACACAACUUGCCCUGAUUGAACGCUCCCUUUCCGUCUUCGACGAACUCCCCAUCGUCGCCGCCGCCCGUGUUCUUCCCCAUGCCGUCUCCGGAGCAGCGAUUGCCCUGAUCCUCCCUUCCAUGCUCAAAAAGAUUACCAACCUGCGCUGGAUGAUUGUGGGAUGCCCAAUCGUCGCCGGCUUGAUGUACCUUCCUCUCAUCUACUUUGAAGGAGAGAUCUUCCACAAUGCUUAUUGGCGAUGGUGGUUCCCGGCCAUGUUUGUGGGUAGUUCAGUGGAUAUGGUUCUCUUCUUGUCGUGCAACAUUGUCAUCAUGACAAGCGCACCCCCAGACAUGAGUGGCGUAGCUGGUGCUCUUUUUCAAGUCUCGCUUCAGCUCGGUACAGUCAUAGGACUCUCGGUACAGGCUGGUUUACUCACCCUUCAUCCUGGGGGUAUGACGAACUUUACCAACGUGCAAGCGUCAUUCUGGUUCGUUCUGGGGUGGUUGUUGCUCAAUGCUUUGAUCUGUGCUGUAUUCUACAGAUAG
Cryptococcus amylolentus CBS 6039 is the source of this 1560-nucleotide messenger RNA. RefSeq lists its product as hypothetical. The record is from RefSeq and is a predicted model, not a curated record. Lineage: Eukaryota; Fungi; Basidiomycota; Tremellomycetes; Tremellales; Cryptococcaceae. The transcript has 7 exons. Gene Ontology annotation, molecular function: transmembrane transporter activity. The coding region runs from base 1 to 1560 and encodes 519 amino acids. Gene Ontology annotation, biological process: transmembrane transport. Gene Ontology annotation, cellular component: membrane.